CUGCUGCCACUCACUCCUGACAGUUCUGUCUUCCAGCUUCUCCACCAGACGGUGCAGCUACCAGCCCUCAGCUACCGCCAGACAGAGGCACACUCGGGGACACCCCUAAAUGCCCCCAAGUCCUCGGGCGCUGGACCCCUGCGGCUUUGCGCCCCGUCCCAACCUCUCCUCCCUCUGACCUGUUUCCCAUCUGACUCUUGCCCUGCAGCAACUUCUGAGCAGGUGACAACACGAGCGGGGGCUACAGGAGUUCCCGCCUGACGUCCUCGGACCUAACUUGUAACUAAGCAAAGAAGACGCGGAGUCUUUGCGUAAGUGCUGACAUGGAGCCGUUGUCAUCAGUAGGCAGACCUGUGCAGAUCACUGUGACAGAUGGAUAUGAUCUGAAAGGUUUUAAAGGGGACACUCCAGUCACCUUUAUUCGAGCAGAAUUCAAUAAUGUGAUUCUGGGAGACUCUGCCAAGGUGACAGUGUCUCCAGAAGGAACCGCAAAAUACAACUUCACUAGCAGUUUUGAGUUCAGUCCUGAAGGCGGAAUCACUUUAGAUGACCUCGCCCACAAACCUGUGUUCUUAACUAUGACUGAAGUUUUACCAAAGGAAAAGAAACAGAAAGAUGAGAAGACUUUAGUUCUUGCUCAAGCUGUGGUGGAUCUUCUUCCUUUAAUAGAAGGAGAGACUUCAUUUGAAACUAUGGUCCCAUUGCACCCUGUGCCAGGGUCACCUUUAGAAUCUCUUCGAUCAACUGCAAAGUGCUGUCUUGAAGUCAAAGUAUUUGUGGCAGAGGCCUUACUGACCUCAUCGCAGAUUUUAGGAGGCAAUCUACUGAAGGUCACCCUGGAGGCUGCCUACUCUGUGCCUGAGUCCUUCGUUCCGAUAGGGUCUCUGCAGAAUUACAUGGUUGGCCUGCAAGUUCCUUCAGCUGGAGAGAAAGACUACCCCAUUUUCUUCAAGAAUGGAACUGUGAAGCUUGGAGGGGAGAGAGAACCUGUACCCCGACCCAAAAAAUGGCCUAUUGCCAACAUUCUUGCUCCAGGAGCUAAUAACAUUCCUGAUGCAUUCAUUGUUGGUGGUCCUUAUGAGGAAGAAGAAGGAGAACUCAACCGCCCUGAGGACAGGGAAUUUAGAAACCAAGCAGAAUGCAUAAAGAAAAGAAUAGUUUGGGACUUGGAAAGUCGCUGCUACCUUAAUCCUCAUGCAGUGGUAAGUUUUCAAAAACGAAUUGCUGACUGCAGAUUGUGGCCUGUUGAGAUCACAAGAGUUCCUCUGACCCCUGCACCUAAAGGGAAAACUACCAAAUUUGAUAAGAUUGAUGAUGAAAAUCAGCUCUCAUUUCAUGGUGUGGCUUAUGUCAAUAUGGUUCCAUUGCUGUAUCCAGGGGUAAAAAGGAUUCGGGGAGCUUUUCAUGUUCACCCUUACCUGGACAGUAUAGUCUAUGAAAAGACCAAGUGUUUAUUUAGCCUGUUCCGGGAUACUGGCCACCAUUUGAAUAAUAAAGCGGGAGGAAUUAAUUCUCCAUUGUCUAAAUCAGUUAUUCCUAAGAGUAUAAAAGAAGAUAAAACAGUCAAGGAAAAGGAUGUAGAAGGAAAACCGAAGCCUAUGGAAAUGCAGGCACCUAGUAUAAAAUCUCAGAGCUCAGACACCCCUUUGGAAGUUGAAAUCUCUACACCCCACAAUCCAGAAGGACAGCAAUAUGUAGAAGCAGGGACAUACAUUGUGUUGGAGAUCCAGCUAGACAAGGCCUUGGUUCCAAAGCGAUUGCCAGAGGAGCUAGCCAAAAGGGUCAAAGAAAUGAUUCCUCCAAGACCACCUCUUACCCGUCGGACAGGAGGCGCUCAAAAGGCGGUGAGUGAUUAUCACGCACAGAUCAAGAACAUUUCAAGAGCCAUUCUGGAUGAGUAUCACAGGAUGUUUGGAAAACAAAUGGCUAGUACGGGAAAUGAUUUGGAUAAUGAAACCCUAGAUGAACAGAAGUGCCAACUCAACUAUGAACUUAAUUACUCUGGAAAAUACUUUGCUUUCAAAGAACAACUCAAGCAUGCUGUUGUAAAGAUUGUGAGAGAAAAGUACUUGAAGACAACAUCAUUUGAGAGUCAGGAGGAACUACAGGCCUUUAUUAGUGAACUGUAUGUGUUCCUAGUGGAUCAGAUGCAUGUGGCCUUAAACCAGACCAUGUCAGACGAUAUCCAAGAUGCCGUUUCAACCAUUUAUACAAGUAGUGAACAGCUUCGAUUCUUUGCGUUUGAAGCAGAAGUCAACGAGAACUUUGAUAUGGCCAGAAUGUAUUAUGAAGAGAGGCUGGUCCGUGAGCCCCAGAACCUAGAACACUGGCUGGAUUAUGGUGCCUUCUGCCUCCUAACUGAAGACAAUAUCAAAGCACAGGAAUGUUUUCAGAAAGCCCUUUCCCUCAACCAAAAUCAUAUUCACAGCUUGUUGCUUUGUGGUGUCCUGGCUGUCCUGAUGGAGAAUUAUGAACAAGCAGAAAUUUUCUUUGAGGAUGCUACCUGCUUAGAACCAACUAAUGUUGUAGCCUGGACUUUACUUGGUUUAUACUAUGAAAUUCAAAAUAACGAUAUUCGAAUGGAAAUGGCAUUUCAUGAGGCCUCCAAACAGCUUCAGGCACGUGUACUUCAGGCACAAGUGCUGAAGCAGAAGAGCAACGGUACUGUGGAGUAUGAAGAGGGGGGGAAUAUCGAAUCCAGUCCAGGGCCUUGGAGAAUGCCCAGUGCCUCUUCUACAACAGCAAUGAAAAUGGAAGGCUCAGGAGGAGCUACGUUAUCCAUUCUAGAUGAAUUUCUUGAAGAAUCUUCCAAAUUGCAGUCUGAGUCACAAGAACCCCUUUUCACCGAUCCAAGUGUCAGUCAAAAACCAUCCAACCAGUAUAUCAAGGAUAUUCUAGAAAAAAAAGAUACAUCAAAAUGUCAAGAUUCAUCAGUUUGGCUACAUCUCAACUCUACCAAUAUCUCCCAAAGUCAUGUCACUAUCUUCAUGGAGACUAUACGUUUCUUGAUGAAGGUCAAUGCUGUGCAGUACGUGCACAGAGUGCUUGCACAUGAGCUGCUGUGCCCACAAGGAGGCCCGAGCUGUGAGUAUUAUCUGGUGCUGGCACAGACACAUCUUCUCAAAAAGGACUUUGCUAAGGCAGAGGAAUACCUUCAACAAGCAGCCCAGAUGGACUACCUGAACCCCAAUGUCUGGGGUGUGAAGGGCCACCUCUAUUUUCUGAGUGGAAAUCAUGCUGAGGCCAAGGCGUGCUAUGAGCGCACCAUUAGUUUCGUAACGGAUGCUUCUGAAAUGCACUUCAUCUUCCUUCGCCUGGGGCUCAUUUAUUUGGAAGAAAAAGAGUACGAAAAGGCGAAGAAGACCUACCUGCAAGCCUGCAAGAGAUCACCUUCAUGCCUUACCUGGCUCGGAUUAGGAAUCGCCUGUUACCGGUUGGAGGAACUCACAGAGGCUGAAGAUGCUCUCUCUGAAGCCAAUGCACUGAACAACUGUAAUGCUGAAGUCUGGGCAUACCUAUCUCUGGUCUCCUUAAAAGCUAAACGCCAACUAGAAGCUGAGCAGGCCUACAAGUAUACAAUGAAGCUGAAACUGAAAGACGAGGCUCUGCUUGCAGAGAUCCACAUGGUACAGGAGACAGUUGGCUUUGGAAAUCCAUCUUUUUAACACCUUUUCAGCUUAAGAAUUUUCUAUGAGGCUUUGAGGUAUUUUCCUUCCCACAGAAAUCAAACCCUAAAAGGUUCAUCAUAUGAAGCCUGGAGAUGAAGAACAGAAGGCUAUUUGCCAUAAACAGAAGCUCUUAUUUUGUUUCCUAACCCUGCAUUACUGGAUGCUUUACUCAUUGAUAGUUAACUUUCUGAUAAUAAAAAAUGAAAACAAGAGAUUCAAAAUCA
Messenger RNA from Erinaceus europaeus (western European hedgehog), 3892 nucleotides. It is a transcript of the gene CFAP70, whose product is annotated as cilia and flagella associated protein 70. The transcript has 28 exons. The record is from RefSeq and is a predicted model, not a curated record. Gene Ontology annotation, biological process: cilium assembly; cilium movement. The coding region runs from base 324 to 3665 and encodes 1113 amino acids. Lineage: Eukaryota; Metazoa; Chordata; Mammalia; Eulipotyphla; Erinaceidae. Gene Ontology annotation, molecular function: protein binding. Gene Ontology annotation, cellular component: motile cilium; extracellular exosome.